AAACCAGUCAAUGGUAUCCUUAUCUUACACUCGACUAUUAUACCUCCUCGUUGCCCCCAUGGAAACAUAUAGAGUUCUUAGAACAAGUUUGUUUGGCGAAAGAGCAAGUGAAGGGAGGGAAGACUCCUCUUGACUGGGCUUUGGAAGGAGAGGGAAGUGAAGAAAGAAAAUUUUCAGAUCUUGAGGCUUAUUUGUGCAGAGGACAAGCUCAGAUCUAGACAUUAGGAGAGAUUCCUGUAUCUUUGCAUGGAAUAAUUGACGAUAGAAAGCUUCCUAAAUGUGAAGAGGGAUUCACAGCCUAGAAUGAAUUGAAGUUCAAACAUACUGAGAGCAGGAUAGCAUAUGAAGAUGGAUAUAUGGAGCUUCAACAAGAAAGCUCCAAUCUUGGGGCAUUGUCUGCCACAAUCUCAAGGAAUCGUUCAUCUUCUUCCUCUGCAUUUGUCUCUGCAAGUCAGUCGCCUUUCUUCUCCCCAAGAUCACCGGUGCUUGGCUCUGAACCAGUCCUACCUGAUGUUGCAAACACUUCCAAUGAUCUUUUUAUAAAUGUUGGUCACCUUGGUUCCAGCACUGUGACUAAACCAGAGUCUUUAUCUAAAAUCCACCUCGUGGCAUCUGAUGUUUCUCCCAUUCUAAAUUUCUGCACUUCCAGUAGUUUUGGAGCUCCAGGAAAUGUUGACAACGACCCCGGUCUGGUUUCCCCCUUUAAUGGCAGUUCAUCUAAUGACAGCCAAGGAACCAGUAAUGGUCGCUUGGCUCGCAGGGAGAAGCAGAAGAGAUUGGGGAGAAGCCAGAGAAGGUUUUCCUUUACCGAGCCUUCAACUCCGGUUUCUUCAGCUAAUAGGCUUAGGAGUUGUGAUGUGUACAUAGGAUUUCAUGGACGUAAACCCUCCUUGCUGAGAUUUGCCAAUUGGCUUCGUGCAGAGUUGGAAAUCCAAGGGAUCAGUUGCUUUGCAUCUGACAGGGCCCGGUGCAGGAAUUCUCGUAGCUAUGAUAUGGCAGAAAGAAUAAUGAACGCUUCUACUUAUGGAGUGGUGAUCCUCACCAAAAAGUCAUUUGGGAAUCCUUAUAGCAUAGAGGAGCUUAAAAACUUUUUGAGUGGAAAAAAUCUUGUUCCUAUUUACUUUGACUUGAGUGCUGCUGAUUGUCUUGCAAGAGAUAUAAUUGAAAAGAGGGGAGAACUGUGGGAGAAACAUGGUGGCGAGUUGUGGACGCUGUAUGGUGGCUUGGAAAGGGAAUGGAGAGAAGCUAUAGAUGGACUUUCACGGGUAUUAGACUGUCAAUUGGAGGCAUAUGAUGGUCAGUGGAGAGAAUGCAUACUACAGGCUGUGGUUCUUUUGGCUACAGGAUUGGGGAGGAGAAGUGUGGUGGAUAGAGUAAAUAGGUGGAGAGAAAGGAUGGAGAAAGAGGAGUUCCCUUAUCCUCGAAAUGAAGUUUUUGUCGGUCGGAAAAAGGAACUCUCUGAAUUGGAGCUUAUUUUGUUUGGAGAUGUCAGAGGGGAUGGAGAAAGGGAAUACUUUGAACUCAAGACCAGGCAUAGUCGAAAAACUUUGCCGAUUGGAAGGUCUCAGAAUUAUUGUGAAGACAAAAAGGCAAAGGACCGGAGAUCCGAAAGCAGCAUCAAAGGAAAAGAGCCGGUUCUGUGGAAGGAGUCUGAGAAGGAAAUUGAGAUGCAGAGAUUGGGCAGUCCACAUAGGCAAUGCCACCCUUUAAAGGCAAAAAAUGUGGGGAGGUAUGGUAGGAGAAAAAGAUCGACAAAGAUACUGUAUGGGAAGGGUAUUGCUUGUGUGUCUGGGGAUUCAGGGAUUGGUAAAACAGAAUUGGUUUUGGAAUAUGCAUACAGAUUCUCCCAGAGAUACAAGAUGGUGUUGUGGGUGGGAGGGGAAACCAGAUAUAUACGGCAGAACUAUCUGGCUCUAUGUACUUUCCUGGAUGUCGAUCUGAACAUUGAAAACCAUUGUUGUCUCGAAAAAGGAAAGAUGAAGUGCUUUGAAGAACAAGAAGAAGAAGCCAUUUUUAGAGUAAGGAAGGAGCUAAUGCGGGACAUCCCAUUCUUAGUUAUCAUAGAUAACUUGGAGAAUGAGAAGGACUGGUGGGAUCAAAAAGUCAUAAUGGAUCUUCUGCCACGAUUUGGUGGUGAAACCCAUUUCAUAAUAACCACCCGCCUUCCUCGAGUAAUGAACUUGGAGCCAAUGAAGCUUUCAUACUUAUCUGGUGUUGAGGCGAUGGCUUUGAUGAUGGGAGGUAUGAAGGACUAUCCAAUAGUUGAAAUUGAUGCUCUUAGAGCCAUCGAGGAGAGACUCGGCAGGCUUACACUUGGUCUUGGUAUUGUAGGAUCUAUUCUUUCUGAGCUGCCUAUAACUCCGAGUCGGCUGCUUGGCACUAUAAAUAGAAUGCCUUUGAGAGAUAUGGCAUGGACUGAUAGAGAAGUUCUUACAUUGAGACGGCAUACGGUCCUUGUUCAACUUUUAGAUGUCUGUCUUUCGAUAUUUGACCAUGCUGAUGGACCGAGGAGUCUGGCAACCAGAAUGGUUGAAGUAAGUGGUUGGUUUGCUCCUUCAGCAAUUCCAGUACCUCUCUUAGCUUUGGCUGCACAUAAGGUUGCAGAGAAUCAUCAUGGUUCUCCGGUCAGGAAGAAGCUUUUGCAUGCACUAAUCUGCAGGUUUACAACAUCUCAUAUCAAGAGAUCUGAAGCUGAAGCAUCGUCCAUGUUGAUCAGAUUUGGGAUUGCAAGAAGUAGCACAAAACCUGAUUGCAUCCAUUUUCAUGAGAUCGUCAAGCUAUAUGCUCGCAAACGGGGGGGCAGUCGAGUUGCUCAUGCUAUGUUUCGAGCAGUUUUCCUCAGAGGCUCCGUCUCUCAAUCUUCUGACCAUCUAUGGGCAGCUUGCUUCUUACUUUUUGGAUUUGGAGCUGAACCUGUGGUUGUGGAGCCAACACCAUCUGACUUGCUGUUCUUCAUAAAACGUGUGGUUCUGCCUCUAGCCAUACAUACAUUCAUCACCUUCUCUCGGUGCACUGCGGCAUUAGAACUCUUACGCCUCACAACUGAUGCAUUGGAUAUUGCUGCUGAGUCCUUGGUUUCAAGAUUUGAGAAAUGGUUUGAUAAAUCAUUCUGUUGCAUUAGACCAGGUCAAUCAGAUGCUCAGAACACUUAUCUUUGGCAGGAAUUGGCACUCUUGAAAGCAACUGUUCUAGAAACAAGGGCAAAACUGAUGCUUAGGGGUGGGCAAUAUGACAUAGGGGAUGACCUUAUUCGGAAAGCUAUUUUUAUCAGGACUUCAAUAUGCGGGGAGCAUCAUCCAGACACAGCAGCUGCUCAAGAAACACUUAGUAAACUGACAAGACUUCUCACAAACGUUCAAGUUAGUUGAUCUUGUGUAAUUCCUUUCUCAUUCACCAUAUAUUCUUUCAUGUGGUUUCACAUUAGAAUCACAAAAAUGUCUCAGCUCAAAUAAGGAAAUUAGUGAAAAAACUUCAGUUUUCUUCUCA
This is a messenger RNA of Elaeis guineensis (African oil palm), 3486 nucleotides long. RefSeq lists its product as uncharacterized. NCBI's taxonomy places the organism in Eukaryota, Viridiplantae, Streptophyta, Magnoliopsida, Arecales, Arecaceae. The record is from RefSeq and is a predicted model, not a curated record. Gene Ontology annotation, biological process: recombinational repair; signal transduction.